Rhopilema esculentum is the source of this 1701-nucleotide messenger RNA. The record is from RefSeq and is a predicted model, not a curated record. NCBI's taxonomy places the organism in Eukaryota, Metazoa, Cnidaria, Scyphozoa, Rhizostomeae, Rhizostomatidae.
AUGGAUGCAUUCAAAUUGUUGCUGCCGAAGGAAAAGAAAGUUGAUUGUUUAGAAGAUCUUGGCGCAUUGACUAUUAAAGAAUUGAAGCAUAUUCUUGUAGCAUACAGGGAGAAAACUUCCGGUGUCAAAGCCGACCUUAUUCUUCGUGCAUAUGCGGUCUUUUGUCGUGCAAAGAAUUUCAAUUCUCAAUCCAAUGACAUUUCAGAUGAGUCCUCCUUACUUUGUCACGAAAAUGAUUUCACAUUUGAGGCUAUUUAUGAUCAGUGCAAGCAUCUUCCUUGGACAGCUGACUUACGUGGAACACCUCCUUUUACUUUUCUGCAGCUCUAUGAAUAUUUGGUUAUUCGAACAUCAAAAUUCAAGCACAUCCUUCUUAAGAGUACUGCCUACAAGAAACUGAAAGCAUUUCAGUUUUUCUUUGAAGGCUUUAUAAAAAAGAUCGAUGUAGCUAAGAACAAGGAGUUUACUUUCUUCAAUGUUCGUGUCAAGGCAUCUAUGAAAAAGGUUCUCUAUAAAGUAAUUUUGAAGCAUUCAAAUAUUUCUGGUGAUGUUUGCUCUGCUGCCUGUUCUUGUCCUGCUGGCAUUGGUCUUGGUGGCUUUGGAAACUGCAACCAUGUUGGUGGAGUUCUCUUUGCCCUGGAAGAUUUUAACCGGCGUGGUCUUCAAGGAUUUGAAUCAGCAGUUUCCUGCACAUCAAAAUUAUCCUCAUGGAAUGUGCCAAAUGCCUCUUCCCUUCGGUCCUUUAAUCCAGCUCCAAUUGAUGAAGUCGUGAUAAAGAAGAUUAAGUUUGGAAGGAAUUAUGAUGGUUAUGAUGUUCCAAAAUCAAAAACAUUUGACCCUCGCAUUACCAGCCAUAGAACCGUGAACAUUAAUGAUCUUGAAAUUUUAAAAUCGAAAUUAACAAAAUUCAUGCCAAACAGUGGAUUCUUUGGUUUUUAUCCAGCUUCAACAUCUGAUCUUCCUCCUUCAAGUGACAGUGCUUUCACCAGUGCAACUGAUACUCAAGAUCCAUCUUUAGCCGAAGAAGUCUCUUUCAAUGAGUGCUUCGAUAUCUCCAAACAAUCUUUUAAAGAUAUGAUGGACAUUUAUUGUCAUAACCUAUCUUUGUCUGCUGAAGAAAUUUCUGACAUUGAGAAGGUGACCCGUGGUCAAUCCUCCAACAGCAAUUGGAUAGAUUAUCGCCUUUAUCGACUAACAGCCUCAAACUUCUACACUGCUGCCGUAAACACCGUUGAGCCAUCUUCAAAAAUAAAAUCCAUGUUUUACAAGUCUUUCUCAACCUUAGCAACCAGCCAUGGCAAGAAAUUUGAAGGACAUGCCAUUGAGCUCUACACAAUUUACAUGAAAGAGCAUGGCCUGAAUGUCAUUGUUUCUGAAACUGGCCUGCAAUUAUCUUCUUCUUCUCCUUUUCUUGGUGCAUCUUUGGAUGGCAUGGUUUCUUGUAAGAAUGAAAGAUGGGGUUUGGAAAUAAAAUGUCCAUUCUCCAAGUUCAAAACCUCUCUUCAGGAUGCACUUAAAGACAAGAAGUUCUUCUUGGAGAAUAAUGGUGGCACUAUCAAGCUCAAAUGCAAACAUCAAUACUAUUAUCAAGUUCAAGGCCAAAUGUUUUGUGCUGAUUUGAAACGUAUUGAUUUUGUUGUUUGGUUUGGUGGUAGUGAACCAUUGUUUGUGGAGUAUAUAUGGAGCAUUAAUACAAUAUGA